CCUCUCUGUGCCUCGCCACCAUCAUCGCGAUUCGCAGCCUCACGGCCUCAGUACGUCUGAACUGAAUUCAAGGAUGUCCACGGCGAGUGCUCAUGUAUGAAUGAACAGAGCAAGAGCUCAUGUUUGGGUUUGACCUUGGCGAUUCCGAUCUAUACCAGCACUAUGUACCAGCACAUGUUGGAGGCUUCAAUAAUAUGUUCACCUUGAAGCUUGAGGGGAAGAUAUCACCACUCCACUUGAUUUUUUUGGGUGCCCCUACGAUUAUGUCCGUUACAGCCGGUUUGCCCUUCACGAUACGACCAGUUUGCCCUUCUGAUUCAUGACCACGAUGCCGGUUUGCCCUUCACGUUCUCCCCUGGGUAGAAUCUCACGGUGUGAGGCACUAUUCAACUCGCAACUGCGAACUUUUUGACAUGAUUUGGUCAUUUGAUACACCUCAUCGGGCUGUUGGUCCGGACUAAUAUAACACCAAGAAACAAGGGCGCGAUGGUUGACAACUCUUUUCUCUUACCAUGUCGGACAAGAAGAUCGCAAUCAUCACCGGUGCAUCCAGUGGAAUCGGCCUAGCAGCUUCAACCACCUUCCUCGCCUCUGACUGGAACGUCUUCGGCGUCGACUUGUCGCCCGCACCUGAAUCGUUAAUGUCCAACACGACCAACUUUAGCUUCCUCAAAGUUGACAUUACUCAAUCUGAUGCGCCAUCUCAAAUCGUAGCCGCCGCGAAAUCUGCUUUCAGUUCUUCUCGGAUUGGUGCGUUGUUGAAUGUUGCUGGAAUUAUGGAUAAGCAUGCUGGAGUGGAUAAGCUACUGGACGCAGAUUGGGAAAAGGUCAUGGCGGUCAAUUUGAACGCGCCUGUGAAGUUGAUGAGGGAAGUUAUCAAUGAUAUGAAGGCCAAUGGGGGUGGGAGUAUUGUGAAUGUGUGUAGCAAGGCGUCGGUUAGUGGGGCUGUUGCUGGUGCGGCAUAUACUGCGAGUAAACAUGCAUUGUUCGGUAUAACGAAGAACACGGCUUGGAUGUACAAAGACGAGGGAAUUCGGUGUAAUGCUAUCGCACCAGGAGGUGGUUUUGGCGAUAUCCUUUUUUCGUUCUUCGAAUUCCCCCUCUAAUAUGAAUUUCGCAGGGGUCAUUGAUACGAACAUUGCGAAGAGCAGUCCACCAGAGACCUGGGAUAUGGCCGCCUAUGCCAAAAUCAAACCUAUACAUGAUGUCUAUGCCGACUUCUACAAUUUGGCCCCGGAGAAAUUUCCCAAGUCUUCUAAUAGUGCGACUCAUGCUGCAGUACUGCUUUUCUUGGCCUCUGAUGCCAGUGCUGGUGUUAAUGGAGUUCUUGUACCCGUUGACAGUGGUUGGAGCACGCUUUAGAUAGAAAGUAGACGUUUGCAUAUCUUACUAUUACACGUGUAAAAAUACAGAUACUUUG
Marasmius oreades (fairy-ring Marasmius) is the source of this 1420-nucleotide messenger RNA. RefSeq lists its product as uncharacterized. Gene Ontology annotation, molecular function: oxidoreductase activity, acting on the CH-OH group of donors, NAD or NADP as acceptor. The coding region runs from base 513 to 1106 and encodes 197 amino acids. The record is from RefSeq and is a predicted model, not a curated record. The transcript is spliced from 5 exons. Lineage: Eukaryota; Fungi; Basidiomycota; Agaricomycetes; Agaricales; Marasmiaceae.